Molecule: messenger RNA, 564 nt
Organism: Lodderomyces theae
Lineage: Eukaryota; Fungi; Ascomycota; Pichiomycetes; Serinales; Debaryomycetaceae
Exons: 1
Coding region: 1-564 (187 amino acids)
Biological process (GO): endoplasmic reticulum to Golgi vesicle-mediated transport
Cellular component (GO): TRAPP complex; nucleus; cytoplasm
Source: RefSeq, a predicted model, not a curated record
AUGACUUCUACCCGCAAGAACCCCAUACAAUUUGUGUCCUUGAUAUCGCGAACUGACAAGCCAUUAUACAUCCAAUCCUUCCUACCAGAGCUAAACUCUGGUACAAAAGAAGCGAGCUCCGAAGGACAGCAGCCCGAAUCAGUUCAAUCAACAUCGACAAUCAACAAGUUCCUCAAAUUCAACUUUUUCAGCCACAUGGCACUAGAUAUUUUUUCUUCACCUACAUCACUAGCUCUACGUGAACAACAACAUCAACAUCAACAACAAAACUCCAAUGGCGUCUUGCUCUUGUUUAUCCAAGACCAAGUAAUUGUGUAUGGGUACGAAUCCAACAAUGGGUUGAAGAUAGUUGUCGGUAUGGAUCAAAGUGCCACGAUAAAUCAGGAUAACUUAUACAAAUUCAUAACAUCGGUUUACAAGUUGUAUCUUAGAGUCGUGUGCAAUCCAUUUAGAAAUUUUGGCACCAAUGAACAAACCCAGCAAGAGGAGAGCAAUGAAGAAGAUGUAUUGAAUUCGCCCAAGUUUGAUCAAGGAGUAAAGAAAUUGGUGGAUGAUUUUAUAUAG